Messenger RNA from Gigantopelta aegis, 5030 nucleotides. Its product is annotated as aspartyl/asparaginyl beta-hydroxylase-like. NCBI's taxonomy places the organism in Eukaryota, Metazoa, Mollusca, Gastropoda, Neomphalida, Peltospiridae. Gene Ontology annotation, biological process: peptidyl-aspartic acid hydroxylation. The record is from RefSeq and is a predicted model, not a curated record. Gene Ontology annotation, cellular component: endoplasmic reticulum. The transcript is spliced from 11 exons. Gene Ontology annotation, molecular function: peptidyl-aspartic acid 3-dioxygenase activity; protein binding. Bases 94 to 3294 code for a protein of 1066 amino acids.
GACGUUUCGUGGUUUGUUUAGGUGGCAAGUUGUCGAGCUUUAAAAUCAUCUGCGAAACUAGCAGAGAAAAACAUAAUAAACGCGCAUAAUAACAUGGGUUCAAAGAAGAAAAAUAAUCCAGGCAGUUCUCAUGCUGAAAAAUCUCCCAAACAGAGCCAGUCAAAUGAACAGCAGAAGAAUGGCACGAAGCACCGCAAACAGUCUCCGAACUCGAGCUCACCGGGAUCAAAACAGUCAGAGAAGUCUAAAUGUCGCACCAACACAUCGGGAACGAAGCCGUCGGAGAAGACCAAAUCUCGUAGCAGCUCAUCGGGAAAGUGGAUCCUGUUUGUCGUGUUAAGUUCUUUGGUGGCAGGAGGUGCCGUGUUGUACACAAGUCCUGAAGCUCAAAAACUAAUCGAUGAUCUGAUGUUGAAAUAUUUCCAUCCAGAUAUUCUAAGUGCCGUUCAUAGUUUCAUAGAGACAACAAAAAGUGCCAUUCCAUCCAAAACUAGCACAGAAACUGAUUCUAGUGCAAAAACACAGACCGCAGAUAAAGGAGGAAAAUCAAACAGGGAAGAAAACGUGGACAGAAGUGAAAAAAUUCCAAAAUCGAGCACAGAACAGACUCAACCAAAGCAGAAAGAAAAAGAACCUGAGAAGAAAACCGGACAGAAACCAGAAUCUAAGACAAAACCAAGCGAUAAAUCUGUUACAGAACAGACUGAAUCAAAGCAUACAGAGAAAACAGAUUCUAGAGAGACAAAGCCACAACAUAAAGAGAAGAAACCUAUGAAAGAGCAGACACAAUCUGAGCAGAAAGAUAAACAGGAAGGUUCUGUAUCAGAGAAGAAAACUGCUCAGGAACAAAAGCAGAGUAAGGCCAAACCAGAUGAUAAAUUAGCCGGAGAAGAUAAAAAAUCUAAAGAAAUACAUGAUACAAAAGCUAGUCAUAAACCAGAAACGCCAGAACCUAAGACUAAACCAGAUGAUAAAUUGAAACAAGAGGAUGAAAAAUCAAAAGGUGUGCCUCAGUCUAAAACUGAUAAAAAACCUGAUAUUAAGACUAAAUCAAAUGAUGAAUUGAAGCAAGAAGAUAAAAAAUCAAAAGAUGUGCCUCCUACAAAAACUGAUAAAAAAUCAGAAAUUAAGACUAAACCUACUGAUAAUUUAAAGCAAGAAGAUAAAAAAUCAAAAGAUGUGCCUCCUACAAAAACUGACCAAAAGCCAGAAAUUAAAAAAUCGGAUGUGAAAUCAAAACAAGAUGAUAAAAAAUUAAAAGCUGAAAGUGAUCCGAAAACAAAUCAAAAACCAAAAACUGAGGCCAAAUCUGAUGAUAAAUUAAAACCAGAUAAUAAAGAAAUGCCUGAAACUAAAAUCAGCAAAAAACCUGAGAAACCAGAAACUAAGGCCAAACCAGAUGAUAAAUUAAAACCAGAUAAUAAAGAAAUGCCUGAAACUAAAACCAGCAAAAAACCAGAAACUAAGGCCAAACCAGAUGAUAAAUUAAAACCAGAUGAUAAAGAAAUGCCUGAAACUAAAACCAGCAAAAAACCUGAGAAACCAGAAACUACGGCCAAACCAGAUGAUAAAUUAAAACCAGAUAAUAAAGAAAUGCCUGAAACUAAAACCAGCAAAAAACCAGAAACUAAGGCCAAACCAGAUGAUAAAUUAAAACCAGAUGAUAAAGAAAUGCCUGAAACUAAAACCAGCAAAAACCCUGAAAAAACAGAAACUACGGCCAAACCAGAUGAUAAAUCAAGGCAAGAGCAUCAAAAAUCAAAAGAAGUGCCUGAUAACAAAACCGGUGAACAACGAAAAACUAAAAACAAACUAGAUGAUAAAGAACAAAAAAGAGAAUCUGUAAAAAAACAAGAUGGCCGCCAACCUGAUUCACAACCUGAACAAGUUGAUUCUGACAAGACUGCAGAUUCGCAGGAAAAGGAAAAGCAGAAAAAGAAAACUAGUGUUGAUAAAUCUGAUAAGAAAUCUUCCAAAACACAGUCAAAAGCUACGUACGCCAAAGCAAGCAUCACGAACAGUGCGGACAAUGUGAUCAGAAAGUUGUUGGAUGAAGCAGAUAGUACAUUUGAACAGAAACAAUAUGAAACUGCUUUAGAAAAGUUUGAGGACAUUCUGAAGAAGUAUCCAAAAAGUCCACGGGCAUUGUAUGGAAAAGCCUUGACCUUGAACGAACUGGCCGAGCAGUUCCGCAGCAAUGAAAUUCUCGAAAAAGGCAUCAAUAUUUUGACGGACUUUCUCGAUGUCAGCGAUGUGCCGGACGAGCUCUAUAAAAUGGCUGGACGGAAACUUUCAGAAAGACAGCAGUUCAGAGGAUGGGGUGGCAAGGCUUCGAAGACCCUGCUGAAACUUACCCAGAGGUUUCCUGGCGACAUCCAGCUGAAGAACGACCUCGGUGUCAGCUAUCUGAUGAUAGGACGCAAUGAUCCGGCACAGGCAAUAUUUGAGGAUGUUCUGAAAAUCGACCCGUCAAAUGGCUUUGCCAUGGUUCACCUCGGCUUUAUCGUGAAGACCAUCAAAGAUGACCUUGACACUGGAAUCCAGCUGUUGGCUGAUGGGAUAGCGACAAACCAGCCCGGCACUGCUGAUGGCCGGUUCUACUUCCACCUGGGCGACGCUCUACAGAGAAAGAACCGCACUGAAGAAGCGUACAGAUAUUACCGAGAUGGGGCAGCGAAGAAGAUUUUCCUGUCCGAGUACCAGCGGUCACUGUACAAUGUCAACUACUUGACCGGCCGGCCAUGGUGGACGAAUGACCAGACAGGGUAUAAUAAAUAUAUAAAGUUACUGGAGGACAACUGGGAGAUAAUUCGAGACGAGGGUUUAGCACAGCUCGACGCUACGACAGGAGCUUUCCUACCGGAAGAUGAAAAUCUGCGUGAAAAGGGCACAUGGAAACAGUUUACGCUGUACUCACAAGGUCGUAGGAACCACAAAGCAUGUGAGAAGGCACCAAAGACAUGCGCGCUGAUAGACCAGAUUCCAGACGCUAAAAGCUGCACCAGAGGCCAGACUAAAUUCUCCGUGAUGAAACCCGGUGUGCAUGUCUGGCCUCAUUGUGGUCCGACCAACUGUCGAAUACGAGCCCAUCUUGGUCUAGUUAUACCUCCAGGACCAAAGAUACGGGUCACCAACGAUACAAGGGAAUGGAAAGAAGGAAAAGUAAUCAUCUUUGAUGAUUCAUUUGAGCAUGAAGUGUGGCAUGAUGGGAAUGAGACUAGACUGGUCCUCAUAGUGGAUUUCUGGCACCCGGAAUUGACAGCAGAUUUGAAACGGACUUUGACACCUAUUUAAGUUGCAGGAUCAACUGUUUCUUCUUCUUCUGUUUUUUAUAGACCAUUUUAAUAGUGUUUUGCUACAGUCAUAAUUUAGUUGUAAAUUGUAUUUUCAGUAUUUUGGCACGGUCAUAAUUAAAUUACAGAUUUUAUUUCCAGCAUUUUGACCAUAUUUUAAUAGUGAAAUUUUGCUACAAUCAUAAUUGAAUUGUAAAUUGUAUUUUCAGUAUUGUUUUGGCACAGUCAUAAUUGAAUUGCAUAUUCUAUUUCCAGCAUUUUAUUUCUAACAUAUAUUGGCAGUCGUAAAUGACUUACUGAUAACGUUGCUAAUAUAAUGGUAUAAUCAUGAAUUACAAAUUGCGUUUGUAAUAUUUUUUGACAUAGCUGUCACUGAUAUUUUGGGACAGUCAUACUUGACUGAUAGAUUCUAGUUCCAGCAGCUUGAAAGUUAAAUUACUUCAAUUACAAAUUCUCUUCAUAAGACUCGUUUUUUCAUUAACGUGAUUCUGCGCUUGUUUUAUCGUCUGCGUUUCCACGCGUGAAAAUGUGCUUUUCCAUAUAUGCGUUUUCGCAAGCGGAUUACUAUACAAAAUUUAACGUUUGUCAAGAGUACUUUAAGCCAAAAUUAAAUGCUUAACAUGACGAAAAACUUGCACGUGGAAAAAUCGCUCAUUGAUAAAUGUUUUUUCAGCAUACUGAAUAAUCACGUUAAUGGUAAGCGAGUUAUUGUAACAGUUCGAUUCAUGAUCUGGUUCAGGGAUGCAUGACAUCAUAAUCAUCUACAUUAUGUACAUAGCUCACUCCCAUUGUUAUGUUUGUGAUUGUUUUUUAUUUUACAAUUUGAUUAAGACUUAAAGAAGAAAAAGAAAAAAAGGUUUAUAGUACGUGGUUUUUUUGCCAUGUAAUUUAACAGCCCUCUGUAUUGUGUCCGAUUUGGAAAAUUGUUUUUUAAUUGGCAACUAAAACAUUUCAUUCUAUCUAUAUAAAAAAACAGAAGUAGGCGCCAUCUGGCUUCUGGAUGGAAAAGUUAACGUAGAUGGAUGUUUAACAUAGAAAAAUCAUGGUUUUAAUUUCUGAAAAACAAAGACAAUCGAAAAAAAAAAGACUGAUGACAUUCCAUCACAGGAUUUUUAUUUUAUUUUAUCUUUUUUUUUAAUGAAGUAUUUCAUUUUAAAAUAUGUUUGAUGUAAAAUACAAUGUCACGAUAAUGUAGAAUACAGACACCCUUGUAAUUUGUGAAUAUUAUUUUGCUUGAAUGUGAAAUCCCAUUCUCUACUAGUUUGAGAUAUCGGCCUUCGUUAACAAAACUUUUAAAAUCCAGACUUUAAUCAAGUUUACACCCAACAGCUGAUGGGUUUUUUUUGUGUGUGUUUUUUUGUGCUGUGGUGUUGUUAAACAUUAAUUUAUUCAUUCAUUGAUUAAAGUUUAAACAGUUGUAUGCAAUUUGUAUGUUCUUACCAUGGCGAUAAAAUGUCAAACUUUGUUGAAUUUAAGUCCAAUCCUUUUGUUGUUUAUGCAAUUUAUAUAAAAUUAUUCUAAACAUGGGACUUAAUCUUCAAUAAUUUAGAAUACUGUCUUCCAAUAACUUGGAAUAGUCUCAAUACUUUGGCAUAAAGCCCCAUCCCGUCUCCAUUCUAAAUAACAAAUAAAGGCAUACAUACAUACAUACAUAAAGACGUACAUAAAAUACACAUACAUGUACACAAACAUACAUGCAUGUGUGCACACAAACACACACGUGUACAUGCACAUUCG